This is a messenger RNA of Paralichthys olivaceus (Japanese flounder), 2282 nucleotides long. Lineage: Eukaryota; Metazoa; Chordata; Actinopteri; Pleuronectiformes; Paralichthyidae. The record is from RefSeq and is a predicted model, not a curated record.
GGGGAAACGGCGUAUGCUUGUAUACAACCCUGAUUUCCAUUUUUUUCCCAACUCGUAAUGUAUUUAAUUCAAGUGAAACGUAAUCAUGACGUGUCGUGUCAUUAAUCUCCUCGCCGCCUCUCCCAAAAUUAAAGGAGGAGGCUGCCACAGAAGAGAGUCCCCCAUCAGCCGAGACAAUAAAGAAUGGCAUAGUAUCACACACGCUGCUGAGGAUGGAUUCCCCGCCGGAGUGUGUGUUGUCUCUUUCUUGUGAGCAGCCCCAGUCUCCCCCGACGCUGCCGUCCCUGGACCACAGCCCGCAGGCGUUGUCCCCUCACACCCAGCUCUCUCUACCCAACAGCCCCGUCGUCCUGCCCAUCCACAGCCCCGAACCCUCUCCCCAGAGCCCGGACACCACGCCUUAUUUCCCCCUCUCUCCCUUCCCCCUCCACGAGGAUAACAACCACCACGACGUCGACGAAGAGGAUGACGAGGAAGGGCUGGAUGGAGUUCCUCCGUCACCAACCCCAGCGGUGGCUCUGUUCCCUGGAGGAGGGGGACAAGAAGCUGGGUGCAGCCCCUGUUUGGAUACCUCCCCCCCGGCGACGCCAUCAGCACCACUCCUUGGGUUCGAAACCCUGGAGCUCGCCCUCUCCUCUGGGCCGAGUGGGACCUGCAAUGAAGAGCUAGACCUCCAGCUGUUCCAGAAAGACACUGUUACCAGGGCGAUACCUGGAGUGGGAGGGGCCUCAUCAGGGCCUGCACUCAAGUUUCCCUGUCACGUAUGUGGGAAGAGAUUCCGAUUCCAAAGUAUUUUGUCUCUUCACGCCCGAGCCCACAGUCUGGACCGAGACCGCCGAGCUUCAGCCCUCUACCGGAGCGGUCUCCCCUCAGCGCCCCUGAAGCAGCAACUCAAGGUCCAACAGAAUCACAAAGACUUAAUCCAGAAUCACAGAAGUCACACAAACCAGCGCUUACUGCCAGGGACGCUCAUCCAGCACCUGAUCGAGGAAGAGCAUGUUGAUGGUGAGGUUAAGGGUCUCGAUGAAGGCCUUCAGACAGACCACAACCCAAACUUUUUACUGGAUGAUAGCACACCGUUGACCCCUCCACUUACAGAGGACCCUGUCUCUGUGAUCUCUCCCUACUAUUCCACCACUGGGGAGGGGGCAUCUACUCCCACAGCGCCUACGUAUCGCUGCCAUGCCUGCAAAGGAAAAUUCCGCACAGCUUCAGAGUUGGCACGCCACGUCCGCAUUCUCCAUAACCCAUAUAAAUGCACCCUUUGUCCCUUCUCUGCCAGCCAAGAAGAGAGCCUGGCAUCUCACUUGCAGGAGUGCCACCCUUCUCCAGAGGUUCCUUCUCUGCCACCAGCCUUCAACUCCAGGCCGAUUAUUGCAACCCCUGACACUCCUGUGCCCACCCCGACCCAUACCCCAGCCCCAACCCCGAACACGCCACAGGUGACGUCAGCUGCUGCAGCGGCUGCAUCCUCACUGCCAGCGUUUCGCUGUGAAACUUGCGGACAGCGGUUUACCCAGUCAUGGUUCCUUAAGGGACAUAUGCGAAAGCACAAAGACUCCCUGGACCAUAAGUGCCAGGUAUGUGGACGUGGCUUCAAAGAGCCUUGGUUCCUCAAAAACCACAUGAAAGUUCAUCUUAACAAGCUUGGACUGAAAGCUGGGCUGGGAACUCUUGGGGGACCGGGAGGUGCUAAUCAGCAGGCCAAAGGCUCCGCAAGUAAUCACUCUCUCAAUGCCCUCUACUCCAGCCUCCUUCUGGCCCAGCGAGGAGGUGGCAGAGGUGGAAGGUCAGACAGGAACGCCGGAGGCAGACUAGGGAUGGGAUCAAGCAAGUCAGCCAUCCUAGGAUACCUGGGGCUGCCCAGUGAUGGCAGUGGGGCCAGCUGCAUGGAAAGACUUCAAGCAGUGGCUCAGGUGGCAGAGAUGGGAAAUGGUGGUGGUGGUGGGAUUGGCGGCCCAGUAGGUGGGGACAUGGGAAGAGGAGGGGGAGCUGCUAGAGCCAUGGGUGACGCUACAGCAUCGGUAUCUGAAGGAGAACAGGCAACUUGGUGGCAGCUGGUAGCUCGCAGCCUUGCAGUCGCUCAGCAGCAGCAGCAGCAUCAACAGCAGCAGCAGCAGCAGCAGCAGCAGAGGCCCCACCAGUCAGGCCAACAGCAAGGCCAGCGAGGACCGGGUCGAAGCUCUGUGAUCACAGAGGCUGACCAAGUAAGAGCCUACCUUGGAGGCCUAGAUCCAAGAGAAGACUCAGGAGCAGGAGGGCCAUGGGAGUGCCCGGACUGC